AUGGAUUUGACAGAUAAACCUAUUCGCCUCGUCGAGCUCCUCUCCCUUAACAAGACGAGAACCAACUUCACACCAGGGCGAAUCCGUUUCGUAAACCGGCGCGGGUGGACCGUUAACGAGUACGGGCAUAAUGUCCGGAUUUGGAGAAUGACCGUUGAAGCGGAGAAGACGUCCUGUAUCGCGGUGGACGAGGAGGCUGCCAUCGGCGUCGAAAGUCCCGUACGAGCUGAAAACCUCGAAAACCCAACUCACCUCUCUCUCCGUCGGGUCCAGCCUGUCGAAAUCUCCGUGAAGGAUCUCGUUGUUCGCGUGGAUACGAUACCGCCAAUAUGGCAAAGUUCGCCUUCACUUCUCUGGGACAGAGUGCGCGGGAACUCGAAGGGAGAUCCCCUCAAAACCAUUCUCGAUGGCGUUACAGCCACCAUGCCCAGCGGAAGCUUGACAGCUAUCAUUGGAGGCAGCGGCUCGGGUAAAACAAGUUUGCUCAAUGUAUUGGCCGGUCGCAUGAAUACGGGUCGUGUCAAAGUCUCGGGCUCUGCCACAUUCAAUGGACAUCAAAACGUCAACCAUGUCCGGAGCGCCUAUGUUAUGCAGCAGGAUAUCUUGAUUUCAACGCUGACUGUCCGAGAAACGCUACUGUACUCUGCUGAUUUGAGAUUGCCGUCGCCCACUACCCCUAGUGAGCGACGGAAUGUCGUGGAGAAUGUGAUCCUAGAGCUGGGAUUGAAAGAGUGUGCGGACACGAGAAUUGGCACCACCACACAUAAAGGAUGCAGUGGUGGCGAGAAAAGACGGACUAGCAUUGGAGUUCAAAUGCUGAGCAAUCCAUCCGUCCUGUUUUGCGACGAACCAACGACAGGGUUGGAUGCGACCAGUGCUUUUCAGGUUAUCAGAACUUUGAAGCAAUUGGCUCGGGAUGGCAGAACCGUUAUUGCUUCCAUUCAUGCUCCUCGUUCGGAGAUCUGGGGCCUUUUCGAUCAAGUGAUUUUACUCUCCCGCGGUUCUGUGCUUUACAGCGGUCCGGUUGAUAUGGCUUUGGGCCACUUUGAAGAAUGCGGCCACUCCAUACCUCCUUUCGUAAACCCCGCGGAGUUUCUGAUCGACUUGGCGGCGUAUGAUAAUAGAUCCGAAGAAUCGGAACGUCUCUCCUGGACACGUGUAGAAAAGCUCAAAAUUGCAUGGCAGGAACAUUCUAUGAAUUCCGUUCAAGCUGACAAGGCCGAAUCUCGACAUAUGGACGCCGCUCCACCAGAGGGAUAUCAACCGGAUGGGCUCCGACAUUGCGCCAGUUUCAAGCAGCAAUUCCGCGUUCUUACUGCUCGCACGAUCAAAAUGACCAUACGAGAUCCUAUGGGAAUGACGGCCAGUUUGUUCGAGGCGAUUGGGAUGGCUGUCAUGAACGGAUGGGUCUACCUUCGAUUGGAUCAAAGUUUGGCUGGCAUUAGGUCGCGACAAGGAAGUUUAUAUACAGCUAGUAGCUUGAAUGGCUACCUCAUACUGCUCUACGAGGUAUUUCGCCUAACUACGGACAUCCAAUUGUUUGACCGCGAAAGAAACGAAGGCAUUGUUGGGGUUCCGGCUUUCCUCCUGAGCAGACGUGCUGCACGGUUGUUCCUUGAAGAUUUACCGGUUCCGUGUAUCUUCUCUGUGAUAUUCUAUUUUAUGGUUGGCUAUCGACUUGCUGCGCCGGAAUUUUUUAUUUUUCUAGCGCUGAACGUCCUCACUCAAUAUUUGGCGGUGACCUUCGCAUCCGUUUGUGUCGGAUUAUCGAGGAACUUCCCAGGAGCGAGUCUCAUAGGUAACUUAUCUUUUACAUUGCAAACCAUGGCCUGCGGAUUUUUCGUCCAAUCCAACCAGAUUCCUGUCUAUGUUCGAUGGCUGAAAUGGAUUACCUACACCUUUUACAUUUUCGGGGCUCUUUGCGCCAACGAAUUUAUCGGCCCCAACGGCCCGCCAGAAGGACAGUUCUAUGACUGCCCUUCUUCAAAUGACCCUAAAGAUCCCUACUGUAAGGAAUAUACGGGAAGAUUCAUCAUGGAAAGCUUGGGAUUGCCCUCGAACUGGAUUUGGCGGCCAAUGUUGGUCUUGGUUGCGUUUAUUAUCGUCUUCUUCGUCAUGGCCUAUCUCAUACUGCGGUUCAGGAAAGUCGACAUGGAUAUUGCCCAAUCCCGGAGCCCGCAAGGUGAUUUAUCGGCAGGAAAGGAGAAGUUUGUAGCCAGGCCGCCCGAGGACGCCUCCAAGGUUUCGAUUAGACUUGAUGAGUAUGCACUGGAGAUUCACAAAAGAACAAUUGGCAAGCGGGGCAUUAAGUCCCAACGAUUGAAUAUUUUGAAACCAAUUUCAGCGGAAUUUCCUCCAGGCCAACUAAGCGUUAUCAUGGGCCCUUCAGGGAGCGGGAAAACGUCGUUGUUAUGUUCAAUUGCUCGGAGAUUGCAAAGUUCGAUGGGGACGAGAUACCGUUUGAGCGGCCGAAUGUUGUAUAAUGGCUCGGUACCGACCGAAAAUGUAGUUCGAGCGGUGUCGUCGUUUGUUACGCAGGAUGACGAUGCUUUGAUGCCCUCACUCACGAUCCGAAGGUUUUGCUGUCUUGAUGAGCCUACAUCUGGCUUAGAUGCGUUCACUGCGCGGAGCAUUAUUGACGUGUUGAACGGCCUAGCUGCUGAGGGCCGGACCCUCAUUUUGACGGUUCAUCAAUCGAGAUCGGAUCUCUUCCAGUCUUUUUCCAACAUUUUGCUGUUGGCAAGAGGUGGACAUCCUGUCUACGCUGGCAAGGGAUCCGAAAUGAUUCCUUAUUUCGACAGGCUAGGACAUCCAUGCUCGAAGGAUACCAAUCCCGCAGAUUUCGUGUUGGACCUAAUUACUGUCGAUUUGCAGGAGAAAGAACGGGAGGCUGCCAGCCGUACAAGGGUUAAGAAACUGAUCUCUAACUGGGAGCAAACGCCCGUGGAGUUUAACCGCCGGAGUUCAGUGAUAUCAACCCCAGCUGAACUGGGCAGCUUGAAGAGGAAAAUGGUCCCUUUUUCAUCUCAUGUUCCCGCUGGUACUUCGACGCCACAUCUCCUUGUCGCGCGCACGAUGCAAGUCAUCGGUAUUGCUAUCAUUUUGAGCCUCUUUUUCGCGCCGUUGAAAACCAACUACGAGUCUGUUCAGUCUAGAAUGGGCUUCAUUCAACAGCUUGCUGCGGUGUAUUUCGUUGGGAUGCUACAAUGCAUUGCGAUAUAUCCUUCCGAACGGGAAGUGUUCUACCGGGAAGAAAGUGACAACUGCUACUCGGUCGAGGCUUUCAUUCUCCAAUACACGUCACUCGAGGUUCCCUUCGAGAUUGUGUCUUCGUUGCUUUUCGGCAUUAUGGCCGCCUUCGCCGUCGGUCUCGAAAGUAGUGUAAAAAUGUUCUUUUUGCUCGCAUUCAAUUGCUUCUGUAUUGUGAGCUGUGGCGAGUCGCUUGGAAUCAUGUUCUGCACGCUAUUCUCACACGUCGGAUUUUCCAUCAACAUAACCUCCGUCAUGCUCUCGAUUUCGACGGUCUUGGGGGGCGUGUUGAGCUUGAAUGUCCCCGCCGUGCUUCAAGCUUUCAAUCACCUUUCCCCAAUCAAGUAUUCGGUGUCGAAUCUGGCGCCGUAUGCCAUGAGGGGUCAGACAUUUACAUGUACGAGUGAUCAGCGACUGCCAAGUGGGCACUGUCCGAUCGAGACCGGGGAGCAGGUCCUCAUGCUGUAUAAUCAAGAUGGCAAGAACCCGGCGAUAAAUGUGAUGGCACUGGCACUGGUGGCGAUCGGAUAUCGGAUCGUGGCAUACUUGCUCUUGAAGGCCACAAGAAGCCAUGGCAUGUGGGAGAACGUCCGGGCUCGUCUGUCAAAAUCUUCCAAAGAGGCAAAGGCGUGA
Messenger RNA from Uncinocarpus reesii 1704, 3882 nucleotides. RefSeq lists its product as uncharacterized. Gene Ontology annotation, cellular component: membrane. The record is from RefSeq and is a predicted model, not a curated record. Lineage: Eukaryota; Fungi; Ascomycota; Eurotiomycetes; Onygenales; Onygenaceae. The transcript is spliced from 7 exons. Bases 1 to 3882 code for a protein of 1293 amino acids. Gene Ontology annotation, molecular function: ABC-type transporter activity; ATP hydrolysis activity; ATP binding.